Molecule: messenger RNA, 552 nt
Organism: Trichoderma citrinoviride
Lineage: Eukaryota; Fungi; Ascomycota; Sordariomycetes; Hypocreales; Hypocreaceae
Exons: 2
Coding region: 1-552 (183 amino acids)
Biological process (GO): ribosomal large subunit export from nucleus
Cellular component (GO): nucleolus; preribosome, large subunit precursor
Source: RefSeq, a predicted model, not a curated record
AUGGCUCAAACAAAGAACAGACCGCCCGCAAAACGCUCCCGCGCCGCCCGCCGCGCAACAUCCCCCUCCAUCAACACCGACAAGUCCCUCAAAGACGUCUCCCUCCCCGCCUCCAACUCGAAAUCCUCCUCCUCAGAAGCCUUCCGCCCCUCCGUCCUCGCCGCCCGCCACAACGCAGGCGUGACCAAGAAGUCCAAGCGCGGCCGCCAGCUCACCGCGCGGGGCCGCCGGCGCCAGGAGAAGGGCCUCGAGAUGGCCGAGGCCUUUGUCGAGCGCACGAGCAAGAAGCUCGAGAAGAGCAUCGGCAAGGCCAAGGUCGUGCAGGCGCGGGCCAAGAAGUGGGACGACAUCAACAAGUCUGCGGAGGAGAGCAGGAGUAAUGCGUUCGAGGUGCUGCGGCAGGCCAUUGGAGAGGAUGAUGACGAGAAGGAGGGAGAGACGAAGAUGGAGGAGUGGGAAACGGAUGACGAGAUUGAUGGGGAGAAUACUGCUGGUGCCGUUGCUGAAUCUGCUGCGCCGGUGGUCGACGAAGAUGAUGAUGUGAUUUUGUAA